CUUCAUUGAAGUCACCUCCAAUGCCAAUGGCUUCGCACUACACAUGCAGAACCUGUUCAAAGGCGAUAAUAAAGCCCUCAUCUCUAAUUCCCCAAGCAGCAAGUCGCAUAUCCCGAAAGACAUCCCCACGAAGCCUCUCCUCAAGCGCAUCGCAACUUUAUCAUGCUACAAGAAAUAAUUCUGCGGCAGCUUCGAGCAAGACGCCUACAAAGACACCUCUCCAGGGCCUCGCGGCAGCAGUGCGGAAGAGAGCCCCACUGAUGACGGAAACGUAUGUCGCAUAUGGCGCAACGCAGCAUCUAUUUAAAGAAUGCGCACGGCAUGGCGACUAUGAGAUCCCGCAAGCGCUGGAGAAGAAGGGAGAAAUACCGGCUGACGAGAAUGGAACGCAUCUCGGUGUUGGAAGCGGAUGGUGGUAUGACACUCUGGGAUUGACUCCGACAUUCAACGUCUGGGCUCAAAUAUCCUUCAUCCACAUGUACAUGCUCCAGGUCCGAAUCCGCAUGUUCCCAGCGACACAUGCACCAAUUUGGACCCAACAUCUCACCAACCACUGCUUUUACGCCGCCGAGGAUCGACUUGUGGUAUGGCACAAGGUCACUUCGAGUUCUCUCCGACAGAGAUAUCUUAAGGACCUCUUCUCGCAAUGGCGUGGCCUCCUCAUUGCCUAUGACGAGGGCCUAGUGAAGGGCGAUGCCAUGUUAGCGGCAGCGCUGUGGAGGAAUUUGCUCAAUGCUCGGGAAGAUGUCGAUUAUCAGAAGCUUGCAGAAGUUGUGGGCUACAUGAGGAGAGAGAUUAGAAGACUGGAUUUGGCGAGCGACGACGACGUUGCAAAGGGGUCGUGGACGUUUGGUGCCAACCCAGGCACCGAAGCGCCGAGCGUACUGCUCCAGAGUAUGCUGAUGAAGGAAGGCGAGAAUGCAUAAGGACAUACCGGGGCAGGUAGAGGCCACGGACGUGUUCAGAGAGGCUAACUGACAUU
Molecule: messenger RNA, 982 nt
Organism: Lindgomyces ingoldianus
Lineage: Eukaryota; Fungi; Ascomycota; Dothideomycetes; Pleosporales; Lindgomycetaceae
Exons: 3
Coding region: 261-926 (221 amino acids)
Biological process (GO): mitochondrial respiratory chain complex III assembly
Cellular component (GO): mitochondrion
Source: RefSeq, a predicted model, not a curated record